ACAGUUAUUAACACAAAUCCUUCAUUCUUAUAAUUUUCAUUUAUUUAUGGCUCAUGAAAAGAAGCAAAUUAAAAUUUGUAAUCCACAUCCGGUUUCGAAACGACCAAGCAACGUUAGCUGUGUGCAGUCCGGUUAUUGACAACGUGCUCUAAAUAGCGAGGAUGAGCAAGAAACAGACACCCAGUGAUUUUCUAAAACAGAUCAUUGGUAGACCUGUUAUGGUGAAACUGAACUCUGGGGUGGAUUAUCGAGGUGUUCUGGCAUGCUUGGAUGGCUACAUGAACAUAGCCCUAGAGCAGACUGAAGAGUAUGUCAACGGGCAGCUGAAGAACAAAUAUGGCGAUGCUUUCAUUAGAGGCAAUAAUGUGCUAUACAUCAGCACACAGAAGAGAAGGUGAUUGCAGAGAUGUGGGGCAUUGAUUGUGUCACUCAACAGCCAGUGGACUGAAAGAAUACUGCAUGACUGUGGGAAAGGAUGCUUUUGGGUAGUGAUGUUUUGCUUGCAUCUCUAAUGUGUGCAUUGCAUUGUACAUUUCUUUAAGAUCAUUUUCUGCUUGUCAUUUUGGUCUUGACAUUUGUCUGCUUUUCCGAAUGAAUGUGGCACCUGUCUGUCCGUGAUAAAGCCUUCCUGAUUUUUGUGUAAAACUAAAAUCUCACUUGCAAAAUUAGCCAAUAAAUCAUCUGUUACAUGUCA
Molecule: messenger RNA, 694 nt
Organism: Pomacea canaliculata
Lineage: Eukaryota; Metazoa; Mollusca; Gastropoda; Architaenioglossa; Ampullariidae
Product: U6 snRNA-associated Sm-like protein LSm6
Exons: 4
Coding region: 162-398 (78 amino acids)
Biological process (GO): maturation of SSU-rRNA; mRNA splicing, via spliceosome
Cellular component (GO): sno(s)RNA-containing ribonucleoprotein complex; P-body; nucleolus
Molecular function (GO): RNA binding
Source: RefSeq, a predicted model, not a curated record